Messenger RNA from Nematocida major, 2118 nucleotides. RefSeq names its product threonyl-tRNA synthetase. Gene Ontology annotation, biological process: threonyl-tRNA aminoacylation. Gene Ontology annotation, molecular function: threonine-tRNA ligase activity; ATP binding. The coding region runs from base 1 to 2118 and encodes 705 amino acids. The transcript has a single exon. Gene Ontology annotation, cellular component: mitochondrion; cytoplasm. Lineage: Eukaryota; Fungi; Microsporidia. The record is from RefSeq and is a predicted model, not a curated record.
AUGGAGUUUGAAAAGUACAUUUCAGAACGCAUCCGACUCUUCGACAGAAUAAAGUCAGAGCAGACAGCAGGAAAGAAAGAGCCCAUAGAAAUAACCACAGAGUUCGGGAAGCACGCAGGAACUUCCCACGAAACAACGCCUUUCUCGAUCUCCAAGCAGGAGAACAAGAAUCACGCGAAUUUCAUCGUUGCCAGAGUAAACGGCACCCUCUGGGACGCCCACAGGCCCCUGGAAGAAGACAGUACAGUUGAAUUCCUCACUUUCGACGACGAAGAAGGAAAGAGAGUCUUCUGGCACUCCUCCGCCCACAUCCUCGGAGAAGCCUGCGAGUCCGCCUUCUGCAGCCUCCUCUGCCUCGGCCCCCCAACAGACUCCGGAUUCUUCUACGAAAUGAGCAUGAGCAGAUCCGUAGUCCCAGAAGACUAUAAAGUCCUCAGGAAGGAGAUGAAGAGAAUCGUCAAGGAGAACCAGCCCUUCGAGAGACUCGUCCUGAAAAAGGCACAGCUCCUAGAAAUGUUCGCAGAUAACCCCCUGAAGGCAGAGCUCAUCUCCCAGAAGGUCCAGGAAGAGAGUACAGUAUACAGAUGCGGAUCACUCAUAGACUUCUGCCUUGGCCCGCAUAUACCCCACACGGGAUACGUCAGGGCAAUAGACGUACUCCAUAACAGCAGCGCUUUCUUCCUCGGGGACUCGAAUAGACCCGUCCUACAGAGAGUCUACGGAGUCUCCUUCCCCCAGAAGACACAGCUCCUGGAGCACCUGAAAAAUCUCGAGGAGGCAAAGAAGAAUAACCACAGGAAGAUCGGGAGUGAGCUCAGCCUCUUCUUCUUCUCCCCGUACAGCCCAGGGUCCUGCUUCUUCCUCCCGAAAGGAGCCUUCGUUUACAACGCCCUCGUAAACCUCAUGCGAGAACACUACAGGAAGAAGGGAUUUAAGGAGGUCAUUACCCCGAAUAUCUUCACAAAUGAACUCUGGGCAAAGAGCGGACACCUCGAGAAGUACAGAGAGGAUAUGUUCUGCUUACACGCAGACGGAACAGAAAUGGCCCUGAAGCCCAUGAACUGCCCUGCUCAUUGCCUGCUUUUCGAACACUUGGCUUGCUCGUACAGGGAACUCCCCCUUAGGAUAGCAGACUUCGGAGUCCUCCACAGAAAUGAAGUCUCCGGAGCACUCACAGGACUCACGAGAGUCAGAAGAUUCCAGCAGGAUGACGCCCAUAUAUUCGCACCUGCUAAGGCAGUCGCAGGAGAGAUACGAGAUGCCCUGGAGUUUCUUCGGGAGGUUUACACUCUCCUGGGAUUCACAUACGCAGUUAGCCUUAGCACACGCCCGGAGAAGUUCCUGGGAGAAGUCGCACUUUGGGACACGGCAGAGAGCCAGCUGAAGAGCGCACUCCAGGAAAGCGGUCUCCCGUGGACUCUGAACGAGGGAGAUGGAGCCUUCUACGGGCCGAAGAUAGAUAUCUCCUUGUGCGAUGCUUUGGGGAGGAAGCACCAGUGCGGAACAAUUCAGUUGGACUUUCAGCUUCCGAUCAGGUUUGAUUUGUCGUUUGCUGGGGCAGAGGGAGAGAGGGAGAGACCGGUUAUGAUCCACAGGGCAAUCCUCGGAAGUGUCGAGAGGAUGACGGGAAUCCUCCUGGAGCACGCACGCGGGAGACUGCCUCCGUGGAUAAAUCCGUCGCAGGUCGCAGUGAUCCCCGUGUCACCCGCAGAGGGAGAGUACGCCCGAGAGGUGCAGGGGAGACUCAGGGAGUUGGAGGUCGUUGUAGAUCUCUCGGAGAGUACGCUUAAUAAGAAGAUUCUUAACGCGGAGAAGAGCAAGUUCUCGUAUAUCCUUAUCGUGGGGAAGAGAGAGGCAGCAGAGAAAAGCGUAUCUUUCAGGAACUUGCGCCCGGGGGAGACGCUUUAUUUCCCGCUGGAGGAUGCCCGGGAGAUGCUCCUGCAGGCGGUGGGGGCGCGGGUUCGAACCCCGGGGGAGAUUUUGAACUUUGUCCCGAAGCCCAGGAAGAGCCCCGGAGUCCCGGCAGUCUCCCAGGCGUGGGCGUGUCUUGAGAGGAUACUCGCAGGAGCUUGCGCGCGGGUGUUGGAGGCACUGCGCGGGAAGGUGAAGCCUGAAUGA